Sinocyclocheilus rhinocerous is the source of this 2173-nucleotide messenger RNA. RefSeq names its product rab-like protein 2A. The record is from RefSeq and is a predicted model, not a curated record. Gene Ontology annotation, molecular function: GTP binding; GTPase activity. The coding region runs from base 440 to 1102 and encodes 220 amino acids. The transcript is spliced from 9 exons. NCBI's taxonomy places the organism in Eukaryota, Metazoa, Chordata, Actinopteri, Cypriniformes, Cyprinidae.
UUUCCAGCAGGCCCUUUAUGGGUCCAAGCGUUGCUUAGAGACGCGUUGUUGUCGCGCAUCUUCACAGUGAAUUUUCUGGAACCAAACCGAGAAUUUUCAUCACAAAAUAGCGAUGUUUGUCUCGUCUGUAAUCCAGCUGUGAAUGCGAACAAACUUACGAAGAGUCUUAAAUACAUCUGCACGGGAUUGUUAGACAAUAUUCUGCCGUAAAUAUUGAUAUAGAUAGCUUGGGUUACAAACACGCUAAUCUGCUAACUAAUUAGCCAGCUAGCCAAAGCGAGAUUCGGACACGGUCGGCGUAUCUUUGGAAAAAUAAACUUUAUUAUUCGCUUUACGGCUUGUAAAGAUGAACUAAAUGCCCUCUAUAGAGUUGUUCGAGCGCGUGUGAUGGAGUAAAGCAGCAGUGUUUCAGCUGUCAUCAUCAUCUGCUGGUCUCGCAAUGGACGCAGGAGGCAUUUCUGAUCUGGACCUGGAGAAAUAUGACGCUGAUGAGCAAGUCAAGAUCAUCUGCCUCGGAGACAGCGCUGUGGGCAAAUCCAAGCUUAUGGAGAGAUUCCUUAUGGACGGAUAUCGGCCUCAGCAGCUCUCCACAUACGCUCUGACUCUGUACAAGUACACCACCACCAUCAAUGGACAAACUGUCCUGGUUGAUUUCUGGGAUACUGCAGGGCAGGAACGUUUUCGAAGCAUGCACCCGUCUUACUACCAUAAAGCUCAUGCCUGCGUCAUGGUGUUUGAUGUCCAGAGGAAAAUCACAUAUAAGAAUCUCCCAAAUUGGUACAAAGAACUGCGGGAGUACCGUCCAGAGAUUCCCUGUCUGGUGGUCGCUAACAAGAUCGAUGCUGACAUUAAGGUCACCCAGAAGAGUUUCAACUUCGCUAAGAAACAAGGUCUGCCCUUCUACUUUGUAUCUGCUGCUGAUGGGACCAAUGUGGUCAAGGUGUUUAAAGAUGCCAUUCAGAUGGCUCUGUCCUACAAGAAGAACUCCAGUGACUUUAUGGAUGAAGUCAUGAGGGAGCUAGAGAACUUUGAUUUAGAGAGUAAAGAAGAAUCAUCUGAUAAAGAAGAGGAGACACAAGAGGGAAAACCAGACUCGGCGUGACCAUGUCAAAUUCUUCAUCCUCUUCUUUCCUCAUUCUCUGUCUCCGCUGCUUCUGCAGUUGUACUGAUGAGCUCUUCAGAUCAUGGCUGUCCUCUCACCGUCCUGAGCAGCAGAACUCUACCUCACACCACUCAAAGUGUGUGUCUGUUCUUGGAAUAAAUUAUGCUUCUGUGAAUGUACAGCUGGCAUUAUCAGAUGAUUGACAUGAUAAUGGAAUACAAUGCACUCUGAACUUCGAUUUGAUACAAAUUGUGCAGCAUGCAUAUUUAGUAAAAAAAAACAAAAAAACUUUUAGCACUCUGGUGGUAUAUGACGCUUUGUGCCGAAUUUAACAUGAAAUAUUUUUAAUUGCAAUUUUAUAUAUCUUUGUUUUCAGAUGGAAGUUUUAGUGAAAUAUUUAUGAGCCACUCAGAUUUUUUUUUUUUUUGGUGUACUAUUUUACAACAUUUGCACAUUUCAAGUAACAUUUUGUGAUGCUCACUGGUAUAAAUAAAGUACUUGAUCUUUGUACAAGGGUAGUUGAUUAUAUUGUACAAGCUGAAAUUAUACAUAGUUUUAAGAUAAGCAUUUUCUCUUAUACAUUUAUAUUACUAUAAAAUUGUAUGUCCAUCUCAUUUGCCAACUAAACAGGUUUUUAUAUUAACGCGAUUUAUUGCAAGCACAUCUGAGAACAGGAUCAAAGUCUCCUCAGGAAUGGAUGAGAAGACAGCCGUGAUGCAAACUCAGUGUAGCAGAUGAAUGUGUGUUUGUGUGGAUGUGAAAACCAGAGCAAAGAAAGAGCAGGGACUGCUCCGGAGGAUCACUGACCAUUACAAACGGCCAGAUUACAGUUCCAGCUGUGAAACACUAUUAACUUCUAUCUUAAAAUGAGGAUGAAUGACUAACGUGUACUUUACCUGAUAAUGUGCAGCUUUCGAUCUUUGAGCCACUCACUGGACAUCUCAGACUCGGAGCGAGUCAAAUAGACAUUCAGGCCAAGUGCAGCUGUUUGAUGAGCUGUCCAGUGAAACCGGGGGAAGUUCAGGAGUGAAUCUCAUGAAACAUCAAGAGCAUGUCUAUCAUGUUACAGCA